AUGGAAGCCACCAUCUUCAAGGAGAGAAGAACCUCAUCAUCAGCCCUAGCGAUGCACAAACAAUCAUACUCAAUAACCAAAUCAAAACCAAAGAUCCGUAUAAUUCACAUAUACGCACCUGAGAUCAUCAAGACCGACGUUGCCAACUUCCGUGAGCUCGUGCAAAGUCUAACCGGGAAACCAGAAGACCGUGGCGUUUCCAAGACAAAGCCAAGAAGAGAUACUCAUCGUCAAGUACAAGACAUGAACAACAUGGUGAAACUAAGAGAAGUGGAGCGUUAUGAUCAAGGGUUCUGUUUAAACUCAGAGAUGGAAGAGAUCUCUAUGACUUGGAACGGUAAUAACGGCGUUGGUGAGAGCUCUGGAGGGUUCUUGAAUGGUCUGGGAGAUUUUGAAGGGUUUAUCCAAGAACUUGGUGAAUUUCCCUAUUUGCCCUUGACAUCCAUGGAUGUUUCUGCCUCUUCUAAUUCAUCAUCUUCCUCUCAUUUACAUGGUGGAUCAGUUUUCUCAGAUUCUCACCACCAAUUUGUGUGA
Molecule: messenger RNA, 534 nt
Organism: Eruca vesicaria subsp. sativa (arugula)
Lineage: Eukaryota; Viridiplantae; Streptophyta; Magnoliopsida; Brassicales; Brassicaceae
Source: the annotation of a GenBank genome assembly